Messenger RNA from Esox lucius (northern pike), 6947 nucleotides. RefSeq names its product Cbl proto-oncogene, E3 ubiquitin protein ligase (gene cbl). The transcript is spliced from 16 exons. Gene Ontology annotation, cellular component: membrane raft; plasma membrane. The record is from RefSeq and is a predicted model, not a curated record. Lineage: Eukaryota; Metazoa; Chordata; Actinopteri; Esociformes; Esocidae. Gene Ontology annotation, biological process: negative regulation of epidermal growth factor-activated receptor activity; cell surface receptor signaling pathway. Gene Ontology annotation, molecular function: phosphotyrosine residue binding; ubiquitin protein ligase activity; SH3 domain binding. The coding region runs from base 634 to 3468 and encodes 944 amino acids.
GCCGUGCACGCACGGAGGGGGAAACUGCAGGCAGUGUUUAAUUUUUUUUAAAUGUAUUUAUUCACCCUGUCUGCCUUCCAAUUUUGUAUAUCUUUGUGUACGUUUCCCGUUGGUUAAUGAACGUUGCAGUUAGUUCUGACUGUAGAUUUAGCAGGCUAGCGACUCUUGAUUGUCUAUAGCCUGGCAUAGAACUUCCCGUCAUAGAGAAGAACGCAGACGGAAAGAGCGAGCAGCUGAAAAGGGAACCAAUAGGUUGUCAAUGAGAACAGAGUUCAAUUUAUACGGGGAACGGACGGACAAACAAGUUGAUAUAUCAUUGUUCUGUUUCAGUAGAUUAAAUAGUUCUCGACUUGGCUUGGCUGACUGAAUCUGCGUUUUAUGCCUUGCUGAUCAACCCAGCUGCUGCAGCUUGCCGGAGUGUCGCGGAGGCUUGAGCCAACCACUGGUUGGGGGGUUUAAUGGGAGCCUGGUUUCGAUAGAACUCCCUUCUCCCCCCGACGGGAUCCUCGCUCGAAUUCGACUCGGGCGCUGUCUUCGCCGGGGGGUGCUGGUUUUUGGUCAGUCCUACUGGGGAAGGAGGGCGGUCCCCCCCAGCACCGACUGUCGCUCUGGCCGACCCUGGUGGAGCCUAAUAUGGCAGGAAACCUGAAGAAAGGCGGAGGUCUAAUCGGUAUGAUGAAGGACGCCUUUCAGCCCCAUCAUCACCACCUCCAGUCCCAUCACCAACCUGGGGCUGUUGACAAAAAGACGGUGGAGAAAUGCUGGAAACUAAUGGACAAGGUGGUGAGACUGUGCCAGAACCCCAAGCUGGCCCUGAAGAACAGCCCGCCUUACAUCCUGGACCUGCUGCCAGACACCUAUCAACACCUCCGCACCAUCCUGUCCCGCUAUGAGGGCAAGAUGGAGACGCUCGGCGACAAUGAGUACUUCCGCGUCUUCAUGGAGAACCUGACCAAGAAGACCAAGCAGACCGUCAGCCUGUUCAAGGAGGGCAAGGAACGCAUGUACGAGGAGAACUCGCAACCCAGACGGAACCUGACCAAGCUGUCACUGAUCUUCAGUCACAUGCUGGCCGAACUCAAAGCCAUUUUCCCCAAUGGCCUGUUCCAGGGCGACAACUUCCGGAUCACCAAGGCCGACGCUGCGGAGUUCUGGAGACGAUCGUUUGGCGACAAGACUAUAGUUCCUUGGAAGGUGUUCCGCCAGGCGCUGCAUGAGUUUCAUCCAAUCAGCUCGGGUCUGGAGGCCAUGGCCCUUAAAUCCACCAUCGACCUCACCUGCAACGACUACAUCUCCGUCUUUGAGUUUGACAUCUUCACCCGGCUCUUCCAGCCCUGGUCAUCUCUGCUGAGGAACUGGAACAGCCUGGCGGUGACUCACCCGGGCUACAUGGCUUUCCUCACCUACGACGAGGUCAAGGCCCGGCUGCAGAAGUUCAUCCACAAGCCUGGCAGCUACAUCUUCAGGCUGAGCUGCACGCGUCUCGGCCAGUGGGCCAUUGGCUACGUCACGGCUGAUGGGAACAUCCUCCAGACCAUCCCCCACAACAAGCCCCUCUUCCAGGCCCUCAUCGACGGCUUCCGGGAAGGAUUCUACCUGUUCCCAGACGGGCGGACCCAGAACCCAGACCUGACCGGACUGUGUGAGCCCUCACCCCAGGACCACAUCAAAGUCACCCAGGAGCAGUAUGAGCUGUACUGUGAGAUGGGCUCCACCUUCCAGCUGUGCAAGAUCUGCGCGGAGAACGACAAGGACGUGAAGAUCGAGCCGUGCGGUCACCUCAUGUGUACCUCCUGCCUCACCGCCUGGCAGGAGUCGGAGGGUCAGGGCUGCCCAUUCUGCCGCUGCGAGAUCAAGGGCACGGAGCCCAUCGUGGUGGACCCCUUCGACCCCAAGGACAACAGCGGGGUGUCCUAUGGCAGCUGCAGGAGCACGUUUGGGGCGGAGGGCGCUCCGUCUCCCAGCUACGACGAUGACGAAGAUGACCGGUUGGAAGACCCCCAUCUGAUGAUGAGCAAGCUGGCCUGUUCCAAGGUGGAGCGCCCCCCCUCGCCCAUGUCUGUGGCCCCUCAGUCUUCCCUGCCCCCCGUGCCCCCCCGGCUGGACCUUCUGCAGCACCGCCCCCCCAACCCCCCCGGAGCAUCCAGCCCAGGGGCCACAUCAAAGGCGUCCUCCCACCACAAAGACAAGCCAUUGCCCCCGCCCCCAGCCUUGAGGGACCUGCCGCCGCCCCCUCCCCCGGAAAGACCUGUCUCGGCUGGGCCCGAUGGGCGGCUCGGCAGACGGCCCCUGCCUUGCACCCCCCCAGGAGAGGCCAAGCUACCCCUCUCUGCCCCGCUCAACCGUAACAUGGUUGACUGGAACCCCAGGCCGGUGCCCAAGGCCCCUGGACAACCUCCCGGACUGGGGGACACGCGAGGCGUCCGCGAGCUCUCCAACCGGCACUCCCUCCCCCUGGCCCUGCCCUCGGCCCUGGACGGACGCGCAGACACACAGAGGAACAACAGCUCUCUCAGUCUGGACCACCAGCUGAGUUUUGGAGGCACAGCAGCUGGCAGUCACGAGUAUGACAACCCCAAAGUGAAGCCCUCCGCUUCCGCCAAUGCCAUCUACACUCUGGCGAUUAGAGCCCAUCCUGGUCUGCCGGCUGUGACGGGGGAGGGGCCCCUCGAGAACGACGAGGAGUCGGAAUACAUGACCCCCACCUCUCGGCCCUCCCUGGCAGCGGCGGCGGUGGUGGAGACCCCGGUCCCCAGACCCUCACUCCCUGCCGGUCCCAAUCCGCGGCCCGUACCCAACGACCUGGGCGAGGAACCUCAGAUGUAUGAAGCCAUGUUUAACAUCCAGGCCCAGGCCGUCUCCAGCUCACUGCCUCACCAACCCAGUGCCUCAGAUUACUCUGAGCUACCCCCUCAGCCCAGUACCAACGGGCCCGUUUGGGACGCCCUGUGUCCUGUCAGGGAGCCCCCCUGCGCUGUAAGUGAGGAGCUGGAGGAGGAGAACGGCUACGACUUCCCGAAACCGCCGUUGCCUGUGGCCCCGGCCCGGCGCACCCUCUCUGAGCUGGGGGCUGCCUCCGUCAGCAGGCUGUCCGUGGACAGUGAGGGAGGAGCGUCCAUCUGUAAGCCUCUCACCUGGUUAUACAGUCCUGUGUGGGGUCAGGGGUCGGAAGCCUUCUCUGAGUCGAACGAAGCCCCGGAGAGGCCGCCCAAGCCCCUCCCCCGCCGCAUCAACUCCGAGCGCCGGCCCAGCCCUGUACCUCCUGGCUCAGGCCCCGGUGGAGCAGGAGGAGACGGAGUAGCAGCCAACCCCCAGAUCACCGGCGAGAUUGAGCACCUCAUGAGCCAGGGCUACUCAUACCAGGACAUCCAGAAAGCCCUGAUGAUUGCACAGAACAAUGUCGAGAUGGCCAAGAAUAUCCUGCGCGAGUUUGUCUCCAUUACCUCCACGGAUCACGUCCUAACAUAGCAACCUCCCCAGCUCAGCCCCAAAGCCCAAACGUCUGCCGUAUUGGCGCUCUAGGGCUCAUUUCAGCCACUGCAGUGUCAGGUGCCGUCUCAUGAACUAGCUCUCUGCUGACUGUGUGACUCAGAGCCCUGCACUUCCUGUGCUUUUUCAAAGUGUCCACGCUACAGGGCCAAUGUCUCUACCAUGGGUUAAAGUAAUGAUAAUGGCUAAUCGCGCAACUGAAGUUUUUACCGGCUUUGACAGUUGUUUUUGUGUCCUCUUGAGGCCCCUCUACCAAAAUGUAACCAACACCUCGCAAAAAAUGUGUGUAUGUCUAUAAGAAUUUAAUAUAUAACAAGAUACCGUGCCAGUCAGAGGUUUGGACACUUAACCAUUCAUUUGGGCCAUACACAUCGUGUGUAGAGAUGUGAUGGCUGAUCCAGCUCAAGAUUUAGCUCCACACUUUUGACUGGUGCUGUAUAUAUUAAAUGUGUAUUGGGUUUAGGUGUAUGUAUGUAUGUAUCUAUAUAUGUAUAUAUUUUUUUACCUUGGUAUAUAUGUGUGUGUGUGUAUGUAUAUGCAUAUAUAUGUGUGUAUAUGUGUGUGUACAUACACACGUGCAUUCAUACAUACAUACACAUUUUCUAAUGGGUUCAGCUUCAGUGUUUUUUUUUUUUCUUGUCACUUAUUCUAAGGAUUACGAAGGACAAAGAUGGCGGUUCUUUGCGUCCGCUCCAAAGCAGAGAGCACCCUUCUCUAGUCCCCAACCCUUACUGGGGAGAGAAUUCAGAAGCAGCUGUUUCCUUGAGUCAUUACAGAACAAUUGGCAAAAUGUCAGAAUGACCUUUAUUCAUGUUGUGGUGGUACUUUUGAAAAGAGAAAUUUGUUUCACUCAACGUGGCAUGAUAUGAAGGUGAGGUCUGGACAGGUGUGUAAAGUGUGUGUGUAAAGUGUGUGUGUAAAGUGUGUGUGUAAAGUGUGUGUGUGUGUGUGUGUGUGUGUGUGUGUGUGUGUGUGUGUGUGUGUGUGUGUGUGUGUGUGUGUGUGUGUGUGUAAGGUGCAUGGGUGUGUAAGGUGCAUGGGUGUGUAAGGUGUGUAUGUGUAAGGUGCAUGGGUGUGUAAGGUCUGUACGUAAUGUGUGUUGGGUCAUGGACACAGCAUGUAGAGAUGUAUGAUUGCUGAUCUAGCUUUAGUUUUGGUAGCGUCGUUCUGUACUGCCCCUUAUCAUUGCAUCACUGAAACUGAUGUUUUUGGUGGUUCCCUGAUGAACACGGCUCCUGGAGGAAGUCCUGUCUCCACUGUAGUCAUGCAAAUGUGUGAUAGGAACUCCAGAUGAUUUCUGUGUUAGAAUGAUUGUCAGGGUGGCUCAACCUUCCUCUCUCUCAUUAUGUCUCUCUCUCUCUCUCUGUCUCUCUCUCUGUCUCUCUCUCUGUCUCUCUCUCUGUCUCUCUUUCUGUCUCUGUCUAUUUUUCUUUAUCCUCUGUAAAACCACCGCCCCCCAGUCUCCCAAUAUCUUCCCUUCCUUUGCAAAGUGAAUGUGGAACUAAUAUAUUGCUCAAAGACUGUUUUUUUCCCUAAAAUGUAGUGCUUUCUAAGCAUGCUGUUUUCUAACACGACUUUGAAUGGAAGUAGGGAAGUGUACUGAAGUAUAAUAGUGAGGGAAAAUGACUGACUGAUUCUGUUGAAGGACCAGUAUCGGGCCAAGAUUCUCUGACCCACGUUGACAAAGAAACAACAUGUACACAAGGAGAGUUUGUCCGAAACGUGCACCCAAGCUGUUGUGAAAAAUGUUUUGUCAUUGAUUACUUUAAUAAUAUAUUAUUAUUAUUAUUAUUAUUAAUUCUAAAGUGCUUUACUGCUGCUACUAUUGUUAGUGCUAAACAAUUAAGCCUUAAAUGUACAUUUGUUAAUAUUGUUUAACCUCUCUUUUUUUUUUAAAUUGACAGUAUCUCAUUUGUAUUCCUAAUUUGGUGAUGUAGCAUACUUGAAAAUUCAAGCAGCUUGGGUUGUGUGAUUCAAGCUGACCUCAGUUGUUUGCCCGUCUCCAGGAUGGUCUUGGACUGGACACCCUUUGGAUGAGUUAACAGUGGUAUCGGCAAAGGCACUGUCAGCACUUCGUCCUAAGUGGUACCAUCAGUGGUUCCUGAAGCAGUGUCAUAACCAUUUGGAUGUUUCUUGAACAUGAUGCCUCCUGCGUAAAGGAGAGUAGUUCUUAUCUAAAUGGAAUGUUUGGAACAUGAGACGCACAAACCCAAGACAUUGACCAGUUGCAGAACGUAAAAUAGGAAGGAAAGUUGAUCAUUCUUUUGAACUCUCAUUAAAUUUGUUCGCACAGUGAGCAGGGUGACUGUACAUGUUGUUGUUUUUUUCAGUAGAGAUAUCACAGCAGGGUUUGUCUUUCAGGAUGUGUGGGUUAUAUUCUCAGAUUUUCCGUUGUUACACGCGCUCCGGUUGAUGGAGGACGUCUGUAUUUCACAAGUGUUGCAAAAUGAUAGAAUACAUCGUCAAAUUCUUAGGUUUCCCUAUAAUCUUCAUUGGAGGAUUUUCUUGCUUGAAGUCUUCCUCUUUAUGUGAAUCUGAUACCAGGGAAACCUUUUCUAUUUUGUGGUGUGUGAACUGGCUCAGAUUCCGAAAUCUUUCUCUCCAUAGGUACUAUUGAGGUACAUUGGCUUCACCCCUAAGUGUGGAGGAACUCUCUGUGAAGCGGAUUUAUGCCAUGGGUUGUGGAAUAAUAGUAUCGACCUGAACUCAUGGUCUCCAUACUGGAAAGCUUUUGUUUUGAGUUUAGGUUAUCUUUCUGCUCUUAGUUUUGACAGAACCGUUGUUUUGAGAGCUCCGUUGAUGACAAGUUUGAAUGCAUUGUGUUCUGUAGGGACGGUUGAAGUUUCAGAAUGGAACUGCUUAUCCUUUCAUUUUGAUUAUUGUACUGAUUCUUGUCUGUAUAUUGAAGUGUUUAUGUACUUUUUUUCCCUGCAUAAAAUACCAAUUUGUGCUUUGAUACUGUCACUUUAAAAACUGAAGUGUAAAGUUAUGGAUUUAAAAGAGUAAGUGGAAAUGGCAAUGUUUUAUUCCUUUUUGCAUUCCUGUACAUCAGAAUUUAAUUUUUUAUUUUGUCCCAAAGGUUAAUGUUUACCUCUGUGAAUAAUUCUUUGAGCUGUGCCAUAUGUUGAGCAGUGGAAUGUCCUCCUGAUGAAAAGAAUAAGGCCUUGUUUGAUGAGAGAAUGUGGUUUCAGUCAGUUGAACUAACAUUUGGCUGUGGUCGUAUUGAUUCUUACCCGUCUGCCUUCUCCACUCUGUGGAUGAUGUCACCAAAUCAAACUACCUUCAGCUAUUGGACUGGUCCAACUGUUUCCCAGAAGAGGGAGCUGUCUUUCCAUUUUGCCCAUGUUUCUCCUCAGCACUCAAGGCCUUUCUUUAACUUUUUGAUGGUUUUUAAUGCUCAUAUCACUUUGGAAGUCUGCACAGUGCUAUACUGUUAAUUAAAUGAAUAGUAAAAAUGA